This is a messenger RNA of Lachancea fermentati, 531 nucleotides long. The record is from the annotation of a GenBank genome assembly. Lineage: Eukaryota; Fungi; Ascomycota; Saccharomycetes; Saccharomycetales; Saccharomycetaceae.
AUGAAGUUUUCAACAGUUCUAUCCGGUCUAGUUACAGCUUGCUCUUUCACCAACGCCUUUUACGCCUCAGGUUUUACCAACGGGACAACCACCACUUUGAUUCCCAGCUCCGAUAACAACGCUGCGUCCACCGAGCUAACGACUAACACUUAUGACUCCACCUCUACGAUCACGUUGAUGACCACAGUCACUGUGAGUGGAAGCUCUUCCGCAAGUUCCGGAUCCAUCUCAUUGCCCAACAUUGACGGCAAGCUAGUCUCCGGCGCCUCUUCUGACCAAUGGUCCUACACUACGUCCACCUCUUACGUGACCGAAACGUACACCGCAUCUGGUACAUCUUUGGCCACAACAGUGAGUGCUGUUGAAAUGCGUAUCGCCAUUGGCACUUCCUCUCCCGCUUCCUGUGUCCCUGAAACUGUCACAGUCACCGAAUACCAGACUACGCAAUAUGUGACCGUUACUGCAGGCAGCGACUACCCUACAGCCUUAACCAGUUCUGUUCGUUACUCAAAUUCCACUGCUACUAACUAG